Messenger RNA from Labrus bergylta (ballan wrasse), 1547 nucleotides. Its product is annotated as GTPase IMAP family member 8. NCBI's taxonomy places the organism in Eukaryota, Metazoa, Chordata, Actinopteri, Labriformes, Labridae. The record is from RefSeq and is a predicted model, not a curated record. Gene Ontology annotation, molecular function: GTP binding.
UCAUUUCCACCGAAGGCACUUCCAAGGAACUCCUUAGUUGUGAACUUUGAAACUAAUUUGAGUUGUGUAGUUCACGUUGAAGGAUUGUAUAUUUACCAAAGAAUCAGCAGCAGGAAGUAAAAGCAGAAACUGAGUCCUAUAAGAGGAGUUGCUUUCAGAGAGAGGUUUCAGUCUUUGACCCACAUUCUCACUGUGGAUGAUUAAAAACGGGAACCUUUACAUGGCGGCUGCAAAUGGUCCGGAGACAAACCUGUCAGUGCUGUUACUGGGAGAGAAACAGAGUGGGAAGAGCUCAGUGGGAAACACCAUCCUGGGGAGACGAGCCUUUCAGGAGAACACCACCCGCAGCUCCAGAGAGAACGGCACUGUUUUUGGAAAACAAGUGACGGUUGUUGACACCCCGGGCUGGUUCUCCCAUACCUCAACUCCAGACAGAGUGACCCAGGAACUCCUCAGAGGUCUUACUCUCUGCAGUCCAGAGCCCCAUGUCAUCCUGUUGGUGCUUCCCACCACCUCCGUCUUUGGCCAAAAGGAGUGGAAGGCCAUGGAGGCUCAACUCGGACUGCUCCAAACCCCCAUUUGGCCCAGAGCUAUUGUCCUCAUCACACAUGGAGAUAAAUUAGGAAUCUUGCGCAUUCAGGAGCACAUAAGACAAAAAGGACGGACUUUCCAUUGGCUGCUGGAGCGAUGUGGGAACAGGUACCAGGUUAUGACCAACCAGCCCAGUGCCUCAGACACGCAGGUCACAGAGCUCUUCAAGAAGAUCCGAAGCAUGAUGGCGACCAACAACCGUUCCUGGGAGAUCCAGAACAUGUUGUACACCAAUCUAAGACGAGAGGCGAGGAUGGAGGGGUUGAGGAGUCGGCAGGAUGGACAAGUAGAGGUGGAGAUGAGAGAGAGGCAUGAUGUAUGGGAUGGCAGGCCUGGACAAAGACAGCGGUCAGGAGUCAGCUCUAGACCGGUUCUCUCCUUCAUCCUGCUGGGGAAGAGGAAGUCAGGGAAGAGCUCAGCAGGCAACAUCAUCCUGAACAGAGAAGAGUUUGAGGUCUAUCAGUACGGACAGACCACCAGGUCCUCUGUCGGCCAUGGGACGGUUUCAGGGCGAGCUGUCACCGUGGUGGACACCCCUGGGUGGAGUCUGUACGGUCUGGCCGACGCCGAGGAGGUGGUGACAGAGCUUAACCAGAGCACUUCUCUCUGCCCUGAAGGGAGCAAAGUGACCUUCCUGCUGGCUAUACCGGUGGACUCGUUUUAUGAGGAGGACAGAGGAGCUGUGGAGGAGUUCCUCGGCAUUUUGGGGGAUGAUGUGUGGAGAAGCACUGUUGUGUUGUUCACCUUUGGAGAGGAGCUGAGUGGAACGACAUUGGAGAAACACGUAGAGGAGAAUGGGGAGCCUCUGCAGGAGGUGCUGAAAAAAUGUGGCCACCGGCAUGUUGUGUUCAGUACAGAAACUGAAGAUGUGCAUCAAGUAACACACCUACUGCAGAUGGUGGAACGAGGAAAUUAAACAUUAUGUCAAAAACAAAAUAAAUUAUUGUGAGAUUUGA